Messenger RNA from Austrofundulus limnaeus, 459 nucleotides. RefSeq names its product ras GTPase-activating protein-binding protein 1. The record is from RefSeq and is a predicted model, not a curated record. Gene Ontology annotation, cellular component: cytosol; ribonucleoprotein complex. NCBI's taxonomy places the organism in Eukaryota, Metazoa, Chordata, Actinopteri, Cyprinodontiformes, Rivulidae. Gene Ontology annotation, molecular function: mRNA binding.
CCGUUCUCCUGGGCGUCGGUCACCAGUAAGAACCUCCCCCCCAGCGGGGCCGUGCCCGUCUCAGGGAUCCCCCCACACGUCGUCAAAGCCACGCCCACAGCUCAGCCGAGGGCGGAGCCAAAGUCAGAGUACCAGACCACGACACAAAGACCCCAGAGAGACCAGAGACCACGAGAACAGAGACCUGGGGGACCCCCUCCUGCACACAGAGGGCCCAGACCAGUGAGAGAAGGUGAGCAGGGUGAGACCGAGGGGCGCAGGGUGGUCCGCUAUCCAGACACUCACCAGCUGUUUGUGGGAAACGUUCCUCAUGACGUGGACAAGGCCGAGCUSAAGGAGUUCUUCGAACAGUACGGGACGGUCCUGGAGCUGAGGAUCAACAGUGGAGGGAAGCUUCCCAACUUUGGUUUCGUGGUGUUUGAUGACUCUGAACCCGUGCAGAAGAUCCUCAGUAACCGG